AUGUCCUCCGACGAAUCCCUCUACCUCUCGUCUACUGAUAACACCCUCGUCGACGAACGACCGUCGCUUCCCAGUUACCUCCGCUCCCCCACUGUGUCAGAAGCAGGAGACUUUGAAGCCCGAUUCGUCAAUGAAGAGAUUCGUAUGCUCAGCAUGCUAGAGCAGGAGGAUCAGAUGGAAGAAGUAGCUAGGAGGUAUCAGGCUCGAGUCGACGCUAAUGCAGCAGAAGAAGCGGCCGCGGCACAGACUCCUGGGUCCCCCGUCAUAGACAUAUCCACAUCCUCUUCGUCCUCCCCCUCGCCACCCCCUUUGAUCCGUGAAGCCAAUGAAAGCAUCGUCUUCCCGGACAGGGAAACCUACCUCACGACCCCCGUCGCGUACAUGAUGGGACUUAUUGAGGGGACACCUAACACAGAGUUCGUGUCAGGACCGACUAGACCGGAGAUUCAGAGGGCAUUGGAGAUCCUGAAAGAGGAAAGGAGUUUUGUUCGACACGCACAGAGAGCCUUGCAGAUCCGAGAAGGCACAAUCAUCGCCCGUAUCAAUGCAGGAGAGCGAAAACUCAUGGGCUUACAAAACCUACGAGAUUCAUUUCACCCCGCCGACGACCCUACUCCCGCCACCGAAUAUCACAUGCCUACCACAGCUGUGGUAUCUCGUGCCUCGUCUUCGGCCUCAAAUGGCGCUCCGUUUCGCCCAAUGCUGGGGACUUACCCUACAAGGACUGACAGAGAACGAGACGUAUACCGGUUCGCACAAGUCUCCCCCCGUUAUCACAUCAUCCCCGCGCGUCUCGGCCUCAUCCGCUCCUCCACACGAACCCGACCUCCUCUCCCUUUCGUUGAAUACGACUCUAGCGAGUCCAACACCGCACCCGUUGUACUUCGCCCUCAUGGAGCUUAG
Molecule: messenger RNA, 903 nt
Organism: Heterobasidion irregulare TC 32-1
Lineage: Eukaryota; Fungi; Basidiomycota; Agaricomycetes; Russulales; Bondarzewiaceae
Exons: 1
Coding region: 1-903 (300 amino acids)
Source: RefSeq, a predicted model, not a curated record